Zychaea mexicana is the source of this 150-nucleotide messenger RNA. RefSeq lists its product as uncharacterized. The transcript has a single exon. The annotation marks the transcript as partial. Lineage: Eukaryota; Fungi; Mucoromycota; Mucoromycetes; Mucorales; Lichtheimiaceae. The record is from RefSeq and is a predicted model, not a curated record.
GCCAUGUUGUUCUUUGCGGUGGCAUCAGCACCAAAUGCCAUGAGCGUCUUGACCAUAUCCAAAUGGCCAAGCUGUGCAGAUUUGAUGAUAGGGUAUCCUUGCGGUUUGUGUGGCGACGCACCGCGCUCCAGCAAACGUCGUACGAGUUCA